GUAGCGGCUCGUCACUGUUUGACGCCAGCCGCAGCGGCCGAAUGGAUGCCGUCUAAGUUGAGCCUAGACGCCAUCGAUGAUGCUAGCAAGAGCGGGAGGAGAAGGACGAUGCUGUCAAAAUCGUCCUUCAGGGAUGCCAGCAACAACAGCGUAGUGUGCCCUCAAGGUCAACCUAGCGUUGUGGGGACUGCUAGCCUUGACCUUCCCGCCCCCACGUCAUAGGGAGUACGCGUAGCCGUCCCCACUCUCCCGACGCAGUGACCGGCGCCGGCACCGAAGUGGGAGAUGGCGCUAUUCCCCGGCACGAGCAGAGGGCGGACAAAGCCAAGGAAGCUCAAGCCUCUGCAGUUGCGGCGGACAACGGCAUCCACGUGCUGCCCAGUGAAUAGCAAGGGUUUCAAUGGCAUUUUGUUGCCGCAGAGGUUUUGCGUGCAUCAUGUGCCGUUGGAUCAUCCAUGGCUGUUAAAACCAGAAAUUUGAAUCCUGUACGCUAUUUUGUUCCCUGUUGGUAGGUGACACGGUCAAUGAUGGAUGUGUACAGCUCAGAC
Ectocarpus sp. CCAP 1310/34 is the source of this 548-nucleotide messenger RNA. NCBI's taxonomy places the organism in Eukaryota, Phaeophyceae, Ectocarpales, Ectocarpaceae. The record is from the annotation of a GenBank genome assembly.